Molecule: messenger RNA, 2544 nt
Organism: Phyllostomus discolor (pale spear-nosed bat)
Lineage: Eukaryota; Metazoa; Chordata; Mammalia; Chiroptera; Phyllostomidae
Gene: BTBD18
Product: BTB domain containing 18
Exons: 2
Coding region: 101-2236 (711 amino acids)
Biological process (GO): positive regulation of transcription elongation by RNA polymerase II
Molecular function (GO): protein binding
Source: RefSeq, a predicted model, not a curated record
ACAAAAAAGAAAAAUUAGGUAUAACCAUGGUUCUGAAGUGUACUCUGUCUUACCCACAGGAAUCUGAUCUGUUAAAACCUAGGUUUGUUAAUAGACCAACAUGUGUUCUCCUGCCAGUCCCAAAAUCAUAUACAGGAAUUCCCGGUUCCUCCGGUUGGCUUUUCUGCAGCUUUAUCACCAGCAACAGAGUGGGAUGUUCUGUGAUGUUCUUCUGCAAGCAGAAGGUGAGGUUGUCCCAGCCCAUUGCUGUAUCCUGUCUGCCUGCAGCCCCUUCUUCAAAGAGCGCCUGGAGCAGGAGAGGCCAGCUCAGGGAUGUAAGGUGGUACUGGAGCUGGGCGGCCUGAAGAUCAGGACACUUAGGAAGCUGGUAGACUUCCUGUAUACCUCAGAGAUGGAACUAUCUCAAGAAGAAGCCCAGGAUGUGCUUUCCGCUGCCCGUCAGCUCCAUGUGUCUGAGCUAGAAUCCCUUCAGCUAGAGGGUGGAAAAUUGGUGAAAGCCCCUCAAGGCCGAAGACUGAACCGGGAGUGUUUACAACCUCCAAGCACUGCACCAAUCUCUGCCAGGGUGGUGGCAUCCAGCCACCGCCCUCAAACUCCACUGCCUGUUACUCAGACUCCCUGUCCUUUCGGAGCAGUGAGAUUGAAGUUGUCAGGGAAGGAUGAGGGGCCCCAGGACAAAAGCAACCGCCAGAAUGCAGAGAACUUGUCUGGCACUCUUCUACUCAAGAGGAAGGUCAGAGCCUGCACAGCUCCACAAGAAGAAAGCUCUUCACCAUCAAGUCACAGUCAGGGGUCUAAAGAGAACAAGAGUGAUGCCACUCUUGGUCCUACAGAGCUUUCUCCACCCAGUUUGGAUCCGUCUGUGGAUAAGCGACUAUUGCCCAGAAAGAUCAGGCUGAGCCGUUCAAAGCCAUCACAUGAUGUCUGCACAUCCAAGUCUUCCAGCAUUUUAAGCGGACCCAGCUCAGUGCCUGCAGCCCCUGGCCGGCGUCUUUGGCGACAGAAGAGCAUAAAUAAAGUGCCAGAGGACAAGCAGAAACCAGGGAGAGCUAGUCCUCUACAUAGCACCCCAAGCCCAUCUGGUCUUGGAAAGAUGGGUGGGAGUAAGAAACAGAGUCCUGAAGUCAGGGCACCUAACUCAGACUCUGCAGAGGAGGGGCAGGUUGGAAGAGUGAAACUUAGGAAAAUUGUCAAUGGGACCUGCUGGGAGGUGGUGCAGGAGCCUCCCCUCAAAACCUCUCAAGUUAGCCCUCAUGUCCCAGAACCUGGAGACUCAGGAGAGCCUCCCGGGGCUCAGCUAUCCUCAGCUAACCAGCAGGAAAUAUCUACUACAGUAGACCUGGGUCAGGACUCCCCAGUGUGCUCUAGGCUAGAAGACAUUCUGCUGUCUGCUAGCUGCUCCCCAGACCACCCAGUGGUGAAGUCUGAGUUUGGGUCCAGUCCAGAGCUGGUAGGGAAGGAACCUGGGUUUGAUAUUGACUGCAGAGAGGAAUAUGCAUUCGAUACAGCCCUGCUGGGGCAGCCCUGUGAAGCUGAAGAGUACCGAAUCACAAGCGUUGCUGCCACCAAUGAGCUGGAGGAGAUCCUAGACUUCAUGCUAUGUGGCUCAGAUAUUGAGCCACCUACAGGAUCUCUGGAGAGUCCCAGGGCUGAGGGCUAUAGAACUCCUAGUUAUCACCUGACAGAAACAGGAAAGAACUGGAUGGAAGGGGAAGAAUGGUAUUUACCGGACAUGGAACUCUGGCCCAGGGAGCUCACAGGAUUGGAAAAGGAACCUGUUGGUGAGAACAAAGAACCAGUUGAACCCAUUAGCCCCCUUGUCAUACCCUCUAAGAUUAGUGAAGGGGAGGUGCUUUCAAUAGGAAGCUCUUGGAUUCAAGGCCAAGAAACUCCCAGCUCUCAGCCACUGGAUAGUCAGAGAGAGAGACUUCACAUUGACUCCCUUGACCCUCCCCAAAGUUCCUAUGGGGUCUUCUCACCUCCCUGUUCUAACUGGGUGGAGACUGGGCCAGAAAUGUCCCUAGCAAUGGAAGAAGUGUUGUACCCUGCUCCAGAACCAGGAAAGGAGGUACUUAUCAACUGUGAACCAAUGGACCCACUCUCUGCCAGUCCUGAAGAGGAAGAAAUUGAUGUGGUAGACUGGACAUCAGAGGGGAGACUGGUACCCACCGGUAUUCCUUCCGUGUGGCCUGACCCUUCCUCAGAGUCAGAAACAGAGGUAGACAUACUAACCUAGUGGGAAGGCACCUUAGGGGCACUGGGCGGAUAAGAAAUGUUGGUCAGCAAAAGAGCUAUUGGCAUUGAGGCUAGGACAUGUCCUAUGUCCUGUCCUUUUGGCACAAGAGGCAGGCAUACCCCUUGUUCUGUAGGUCCUGCACUCCCCCUCACCCCCUGCCCAUUUCUGGGAGUUAGGCAGAACUCAAGUAGUACUAUGGGUAGGAAAUUAUGAACCACCUUAUAAUUUACUUCCCAGUAACAAGUGGAACAAUAAACUGUGUGGUCUCCAACUCUAGUAGGUAACAGCCAAGGCCAGGUCUCCCAGGU